Suillus bovinus is the source of this 1441-nucleotide messenger RNA. RefSeq lists its product as uncharacterized. The record is from RefSeq and is a predicted model, not a curated record. NCBI's taxonomy places the organism in Eukaryota, Fungi, Basidiomycota, Agaricomycetes, Boletales, Suillaceae. The transcript is spliced from 11 exons. The coding region runs from base 39 to 1016 and encodes 325 amino acids.
GGUUACAAUAAGAGCUCGGUGAAACGCGCCGAAGUUAUAUGAAGAGCAAACUAGUAGUCUCACCCAAACUCAAUAUGCCUUCUCAUCCAAACGCUGUUCAAGGAAGGCAACCCAGCGCAGAAGAACAUCAUCAGCGCACUCUUUUCCGCAUCAAGCAAAUUCAAUCGCACCUCUCGAACUCUCCGCGCGGGCAGCGACUCAAAGGUAAAACUUGCAUUAUCACUGGUGUUGGAUCAUUGCAUGGCAUAGGCCGUGCUUCUGCGUUCCUGUUCGCGCAUGAAGGAGCGACUCAUCUAUACUUGCUCGAUUUCUCGCCAGAGAACCUGCCUGAGCUCAAGUCAACUAUCGAGAACUCAUAUCCGGACGUCAAAGUGACCACAAUUCAAGCCGACGCAGCAAACGAGACUGCCAUAGCAGCUGUCUGUGAACAAGCAUUACAAGAUGAAGGUCGAUUGGAUGUAUUCUUUGCCAACGCUGGUUUCGCAAGUAAUAGGUCGCUUCCCGAUGUGACUGCAGAAAAUUUCAUGGAAAGCAUGCGAGUCAAUACAUUGUCCUGCUUCCUUGCUGUCAAACACGGUUCCGACGCGAUGAUGAAGACCAAUCCGUCGAAAGGGAAAGAAGUUAGUGGAGGAAGUAUCAUUUUGACUGCAUCUGUGGCAGGGUUGCGGUCCGGGGCAGGGACCAUAGACUAUAGCGCAAGCAAGGCGGCCGUGAACUCGAUCGCGAAGACAAGCGUAUAUCAACUUCAGAAGACUGACAUCCGUGUAAACACAAUCUGUCCGGGCCUGAUCGAGACCAAUAUGACCAAGGACAUGUUCGAUGCCGCUCGCCAACGAGGCAGGGAGAGCAAGAUUGGACAAUUAAACCCGAUGGGCCGCUUCGGCGUCGCUCAAGAAAUUGCUCACAUGAGCUUGUUUUUGGCUUCGGAUGAAUCGAGUUAUGUCAAUGGACAGAACAUCGCGGUUGAUGGGGGGCUUUCGUCAUCGCACCCUGUAGUCCCAGGACGGUGGGCCUGAUAUGCCGCCGAACUUUCUCAAACUGCAUCUUGGAAUCUCCCUUUUUUGUCACAGUAUUGCUUUUGUACUUAAUACUGAUUGAAUCAGUGUUUUAUGACGUUUGGGGCGUUACAUCAAUGUGUUUUGGCAUGGCGACUCCGCGAGGACGCUCGCGGAGUUUGCUCUCAACUAUGGUCACCCUUUUAUUGAGAGUCUUUGCUUGUGAUGUGCGGCACACUCAUACAUCAAGUACGCGAAACAUAGGACGAUCGAAGCAUGCAGCAGAGUCAAGAUAGUCAGCGCAUGCGUCAUACGUUGGUACAACUUUGGCUGUGUACUCUAAUGUAUAUCAACUCAACUUGUUCUGCAAUAUGAACGCCUGAGCACCCACAGAACCUGCAGGGUGCUCGAAACCUUCAUGGCCGCCCACACUCGUAACAGUUUAU